This is a messenger RNA of Gorilla gorilla gorilla (western lowland gorilla), 2315 nucleotides long. RefSeq names its product nanos C2HC-type zinc finger 1 (gene NANOS1). The record is from RefSeq and is a predicted model, not a curated record. The transcript has a single exon. The coding region runs from base 39 to 1268 and encodes 409 amino acids. Gene Ontology annotation, molecular function: RNA binding; zinc ion binding. Lineage: Eukaryota; Metazoa; Chordata; Mammalia; Primates; Hominidae.
CGGCGCCCGAGGCGCCGGGGGACUCUGGUCUGCAGCCAAUGAGCGCCACGGCCCCAGGCGGCGCCUCGCCCGCCCCCUCCCGGAAUGAAGGCCGCCCGACAGCUGGCAAGGCUGGCGCAGCGCGCGGGGCGCGGGAGCCGCGCGGGCUGGAGCGGAGCGCGCGCACAGCCAGCCCGCCUCCGCUCCGCCUCCGUCCGGGGCGCGGGCGAGGUGGCCGGGGCGGGGGAACGCAGGGGGCAGGGCCGUGGCGGCGAGGCCGGGGGGCGGGGAGGAGUGGGCCCGAUAAAAGGCGGCGCGGCGGCCCCACCCCGCGGCAGGCCGGCGGGCAGGCUCGGCGUGUCCUUUCCGUCCGGCCCGCGCCGGCGGCGGGGAGGCGGCGCGCGGCCCGCAGCCCGCCCAUGGAGGCUUUCCCCUGGGCGCCCCGCUCGCCCCGCCGCGGCCGCGCCCCCCCGCCCAUGGCGCUCGUGCCCAGCGCCCGCUACGUGAGCGCCCCGGGCCCGGCGCACCCGCAGCCCUUCAGCUCCUGGAACGACUACCUGGGGCUCGCCACGCUCAUCACCAAAGCGGUGGACGGCGAGCCGCGCUUCGGCUGCGCCCGCGGUGGGAACGGCGGCGGCGGCUCCCCGCCCUCCUCCUCGUCGUCGUCCUGCUGCUCCCCCCACGCGGGGGCCGGGCCUGGGGCGCUGGGGCCGGCGCUGGGGCCGCCCGACUACGACGAGGACGACGACGACGACAGCGACGAGCCGGGGUCCCGGGGCCGCUACCUGGGGAGCGCGCUGGAGCUGCGCGCGCUGGAGCUGUGCGCGGGCCCCGCCGAGGCCGGGCUGCUGGAGGAGCGCUUCGCCGAGCUGAGCCCGUUCGCGGGUCGUGCCGCCGCCGUGCUGCUGGGCUGCGCGCCCGCCGCCGCCGCCGCCGCCGCCGCCGCCACCACCACCAGCGAGGCGACGCCGCGCGAGGAGCGGGCCCCGGCGUGGGCAGCCGAGCCCCGGCUGCACGCAGCCUCCGGGGCGGCGGCCGCCCGGCUGCUGAAGCCCGAGCUGCAGGUGUGUGUGUUCUGCCGGAACAACAAGGAGGCGAUGGCGCUCUACACCACCCAUAUCCUCAAGGGCCCCGACGGGCGAGUGCUGUGCCCCGUGCUGCGCCGCUACACGUGUCCCCUGUGCGGCGCCAGCGGCGACAACGCGCACACCAUCAAGUACUGCCCGCUCUCCAAAGUGCCGCCGCCCCGCAGCGCCAGGGACGGCCCGCCUGGCAAGAAGCUGCGCUGAAGGCCCGGGCUCCCGGCCGCCCAGGGUCGCCGCCGCCCCUCGCACCGUUAGGUCUGCGCACCAUCUCGCCCCCGCCGUGGGGAGGCGUGCGGCUCAGCGGUCGGCUCGACAUGGGACGUCGUCCUGGUGGUUUUUGAAAAGCAGCCGACCGUGUGGAGUACUUCCGUGCUGAACGAUUGUGACUAGACGCUGAAAUCCCCAUUUGUCUUCAGUUUCUAGUUGGCACAUCCAGAACGGCGAAGGCUGGGUGUGUAUUCCACUAACUGAAAUAUGGCAACUUAGAGGCGCUGUUUAUUUACUGUAUACGUCGACCUAUUUUAGAUGCGCAUCAGUAUGAAAUUGUCUCAAUCUUGGAUGUUUCAUUUUAUGAAUGGAGGCACUUUACUAGGUCUAGAAUAUUUUUUUAAAAGCCUCUGAACUGAGCUUAAAACUGGCGAUUUUAUGAAAUGUCGGCAAAAUGACUAUUUUAUUGUUUGAAGCGAGUUAAUAUUCUCAGUUGUCUUUAAAAAUCAGUUACUCUAAUUCCAGGUGAAGCAAGCCGCUGGUAGCAUCACCCUUAUGAGAAGUGAAGGUUUUGUAAACUUUCCAGUAUUAAUUUGGGCGGGUAUUCCCUCCUUGUGGCUUGUUUCUGUCCUAGCUGGAGGUGUAAAAUGCACAAUGUGUAGCAGGUAGCAUACAGCUCCUUAUCGUUCUAUGUACCAGGUAUUUUAUUACUGAACUAGCAACUAGCCUUUUCCACCUUUAAAAGUUGUGCCAAGUCAUAAUCAUAUUGUGUAUAACUUGGAAAUGGUGCUGUUUAAAAAAAUUGUGUAUUUAUACAGUAACAGUAUGAAUUCAUUAAUCUCACCUGUAACUUUCCUACUUGGCCUUUUCUCUACACACUCACCCACUUCCAGUUCUUUAAAAACGUUUAUGAUAUUAAGAUCAAAGGGAGGAAGGGAAGAGCAGCAGUAUUAAUUCAUCCUAGAUUGCUCAAUUUCAGGGUUCCUAGUGGAGGAAAGCCCAUUCCAGCUGUUGCCUGUCAAACAAAUAGAAGAUGGAUCUCUA